Messenger RNA from Sodiomyces alkalinus F11, 2354 nucleotides. RefSeq lists its product as hypothetical. Bases 81 to 2270 code for a protein of 729 amino acids. The transcript has a single exon. Lineage: Eukaryota; Fungi; Ascomycota; Sordariomycetes; Glomerellales; Plectosphaerellaceae. The record is from RefSeq and is a predicted model, not a curated record.
CAAACCAACAACUCUAGACAAAUACCACCAACCAAGAAAUCACUCCAACAUUAACUGACCCCUAUAGACAAUCCGAGACGAUGGCAUCUGAACAAACCAUCCGCCCAAAAAGUAACCGCAGCGGGUUGCCAUCACCUAGUCCUGAUCCCGAGCCUCUUCCUGCGCAAACCAGGGAGCUCCGGCUUUCGAACAACGGUAGUGGCAGUAAGAAAACCCAGCGUCCGUCUGUUGCGUCGGGAAAAGCAAAGCACCAUCCUUCCAACAACGCCAACAGCUCCGAAGCCCGCUCUUACACCAAGGGAAACAACAAAAACAACCACGUCAGAGACCCUGAAUGGGAAACAUAUGGUCCCAGGCUGUACACCUGCCCCGACUUGCAUCGUCUCCGCGAGCUAAACGCCCGCAUGGACUUCUCGCGAGACUCCCAGAUCUAUGGUUCUUCCAACCCAGUACGCAACCUCCCCGGUCCUCCGUGGCAGCAGCACCAACAGCAGCCACAACAACCGCAAGCCAUGGAUCCCGCUUCCCUGGCUAGAGAAGCCUGGCCUCUGCCUCCCGACGCCAAUGCCGAAGCCGACGCCGGCUCUCCAGCCCACCGUGAAGUGGACCUCUGGGAAAUUCUCCAGAAAGGCCCGGACAGCGUCAUGCCUGAACCCCCUCGGCCUCAGCCAUACCAGUCGUUCGCCGGCGCGAGGUCUGACUAUCACAGCCCUCCGGGUCCGAAUCCGACACCUCGAGAAUGCGGAGCUGGUGCUCGCACCGCCAAUGCUCGUCAACAGCCCCGCCAGGCCGGAUCAGAUCGCAGUCAACGUAACCCUGGCGGUCAUGUUGCCCGUGGUGGCAUCCCCCGCGUUACAACUACUAUCAACAACGCCAUGAAGAACAACAACAAGGCAGCUGCAGGUAAGACAGAGAUCCGACCGCAGCAGACGCAGUCUCACCCUCUCAAGUCCGCCGUCCCUAAACCUUUCCAUCAGUUUGCUCCAGAGCGUCAGGGCCCUCGUAGGCACGUCGUGCGCAAUAUCCACUCCAUCAAGACCCCUGCCACGCACCCGACCGAGCCGGCGACAACAUCAUCAGCAGCAGCAGCGCAAAGCCAACACGAGCAUCCAAAGAACAAGAAGAAACCUGUUCCGCCCCAGCCCCAGCCGCCCCAACCUCCCUCCCUGGGGGUAAUAGACCCAAGCGAAGACAUCUACUCCGCCACCCCUCGAGCCGCAAAAUUCCGCCCCUCGGACAAAUUCGUCGACGUCGACGACGAGCAAGCAUGGCCCCUCCGCCCGGAGGACGACAACAACCACGCGGACGACGAAGCUGGCUCCCCCGCCUCCAAGACCUCCGGUACCACCACCAAGCCGUCUUCGUCCUCGUUCCGCGCCCGGGCCGUGGAGAACUGGUCCAAGUUCUACCACAAACUGGUCCGAUACGACGACGACGACGGUCUCUUCUCCGACGAGGAGCAGCAACGGCCUCUCAGCCCCGGGGGGUGUUCGACUUGUAGCGAGGACUUUCGGCCCAAAUCUACCCAGGAGAAGCGAGGCGGGAAGGGGAAGGAAAAGGAAAAGGAAAAGGAAGUCGACGUGCACGGAAGUGAAACCGAGAACGGCGCCCCCUCGCCGGUCGUCGACAACAGUAACAUGACGGAGAUGGACAUUCCCCUCCAGCUCGACCUCCCAGAAACAGGCCCCUCUUUCAUCGACGCCAUGGCCGGAUCCUUUCGUGCCAUCUACGCCCGGGGAGCAGAGAAUAGCGGGAAGCACUCGUUAGCUCACAGCAAGAACCGCAGCAACGGAAGUUCCCACACCACGCGACGCGAAAUAGAUUCCGAUUCUCGGUCUCACUCUCCCGUCUCCGUCCCAACAACAUCCCCCCUGGCCGACGUUGACCACACCCCGAGCAAGACAAACAAGGGGAAGGGGGAAGAUACAGGCGGCCCGGACCCCUCGCUUCCUGUGGACUGGAAGGACAUCUUCAACGCCGACGACCAUGGCAUCCCGGCCAGUACGUAUCUCGACGCCCUGACCUCGCGGGAGAUUGAGGGCAACACGCCGCUUCAUGUCUUCAUGCUCAAGUCGGUGCAGGCCACCCAGGCAGCGGCCCACGACAUUCGUCGUUUGCGAUCGGCCCUGGCGGCCAAGAAUGAGCAGUUGGCCGCUGCCCACUCUUUGCUUCUGGACGCGAACGAGAUGUUGGCCGAGGCGGAAGCGGAGGAGCGGAGGAGGGAAUAUGAGGAUGGGGACAAGGUAGAUGAGAAGCCUCGCUCGCCGUGAGCCUGGUCCUAGUUAGUUUCUGAUGUGUGAGUACAAAAGAAUGUAACUAAGUAAGGAGACAAGCACAGAAUUGUUAAAUGGGAU